UUUUUACUAUAAAAGCAUCACCACGUUGCAUGUUAUUCACAAACUUCUCAAGCUAAUUAACGAAGACAUAAAAACACAAGUUUCUCCUUCUCAACAAUGACAUCUCAUUUGCUUUUAUUUGGUCUCUUGGUGGCGGGUUGCUCCGUUGCGUUUGCUUCGGACCCUAGUCCUCUUCAGGACUUCUGUGUGGCAGACGAAAUAGACGAAAAUAGCACAGUAUUUGUGAAUGGCUUGGUUUGCAAAGAGGCAAGGUUUGUACAAGCUGAUGAUUUCUUUUAUAGUGGGCUGCAACUAAUGGGAAAUACUUCGAAUGCGGUUGGGUCAGCUGUGACUCCGGUGACUGUAGCAGAGUUGCCGGGACUUAACACUCUUGGUAUCUCAAUGGCACGUAUUGACUUUGCCCCACAGGGUAUUAACCCCCCACAUACACACCCUCGGGCCACUGAAAUUUUGACUGUUAUGGAAGGUCGUAUUCUAGUCGGGUUUGUCACGUCCAACCCUGAAAAUCGACUCAUCACAAAACUACUUCAGAAAGGCGAUGUUUUCGUGUUCCCAGAAGGUCUAAUUCACUUCCAGAAAAACGUGGGAAAUGGCUAUGCUGUUGCUAUUGCUGCUUUGAGUAGUCAAAAUCCAGGUGUUAUUACCAUUGCAAAUGUUGUGUUUGGAUCAAAUCCCGAUAUCGCAGCAGAUAUUCUUGCAAAGGCUUUUCAAGUUGACGUCAACGUCGUCUAUCAAAUACAAUCUAAAUUCUAACUUUUAUGUGAUUGAAAAAUGUUGUUUUCAGUGAUUUAAACUCUUCAAUCUUGUGAUAUUUUUUAUUUUUAUGUUACU
Messenger RNA from Lactuca saligna, 831 nucleotides. The record is from the annotation of a GenBank genome assembly. NCBI's taxonomy places the organism in Eukaryota, Viridiplantae, Streptophyta, Magnoliopsida, Asterales, Asteraceae.